ACCCCAUUAGGCCCACAAUAUCCAAAAUCCAUCUCUUCAACUUCAAUUUAUUCUCUCUGCUAAACCCUAGAGACAGAGGAAACCGAUGAAGUAAAGUAAUCUCUUGUGAUUCCGAGGAAAGCCCAUUUGUGUAAAACAAUGGCGCUUUUGGCUUCCUCCGUAUUGCCUUCAGCUCUGAAUAUUAAGGUUAAGCGAUUUGAGCACGAGCCUUCUUCUCAGCUUCAUGGGUUUCUUUUGCAAUUGAAUUGUCACCGUCGAGUGUCUCCAAAAUGUGGCAUGAAAAUAACAACGGCGCGGUUUCAGUUUGGCGAGCCAAAUAAGAUUAAGGAGCAACUCAAUUUCAUCAAGGAGAGGUUAUGGGAGAAAACCCCUGACGCUGUCAAAGAUUUUCCUUGGAAGAAAGCUGAGAAUCUGCUGCUGCAGAGACUACUUUUUGUAGGAAAGAAGGCAUUGAAGUUGUCUGUUGUUACAUUUUUUGUCCUCAGCUGUCUGUCUGAUUUUAUAUACUCUAUAUCCAGAAAUCAAGAGUUGAUAAUACCCUUUGGUCUCAUUGUUGGAUGUUUGAUGACUGAUUUCUUAAAAGAGACAUCCCAAGAAGCAUUUCGCAGCUUUGAGGGAAAGGGCUUGAAAAUGAAAUGGCUGCUCAUGGCAAUGGGUGGCUUCUUUGCUGUGGUAAAGUUUGUUUCUACAUAUUUUGCUAUGCGAACUCGGGUGUUUCUUUUGCAUGUUGCAAAUGGUGGAUUGAUGCAAGUUUUGUGGCUAUGGAGAAGUUUGCUGGAAGAAAAUGGAGGAAGGGACGGAGGCAAUUUAUUUUCCAUGCAAGAUUGAUCUUCAGCUGCAGAUGCAGAAAGUUAAGUUCUUUAAGUGUGGCCAAAUUCUUUGUUUUGUUUGUCAAACUACAUUGUUAUCAGUAAGUUCUUUAGGGGUGAUCUUGCUUGAUAAUCUAUAAAAUCAUAUAUCAAUUUCACCUUAUUAUGAUUCUGCUGUGUGGCAUUUAAUUGAACAA
This is a messenger RNA of Durio zibethinus, 1006 nucleotides long. RefSeq lists its product as uncharacterized. The record is from RefSeq and is a predicted model, not a curated record. NCBI's taxonomy places the organism in Eukaryota, Viridiplantae, Streptophyta, Magnoliopsida, Malvales, Malvaceae.